Thermothielavioides terrestris NRRL 8126 is the source of this 2105-nucleotide messenger RNA. RefSeq lists its product as uncharacterized. The transcript has 2 exons. The coding region runs from base 114 to 1928 and encodes 604 amino acids. The record is from RefSeq and is a predicted model, not a curated record. Gene Ontology annotation, molecular function: histone acetyltransferase activity. NCBI's taxonomy places the organism in Eukaryota, Fungi, Ascomycota, Sordariomycetes, Sordariales, Chaetomiaceae. Gene Ontology annotation, cellular component: SAS acetyltransferase complex.
AAACCGUCAGCUUGCUCGCAACCAACCUGCAAUUUUGGUAAUUUGGGAAUCUAGUCAAUGCGAAUCUCAUCCGGACCGCGCUGUGCUGCCAUGAUCGAUCUUCCAGAAUGGCAAUGACUGCCUCGAUGACCCGUUCACGACGCGCGGAGGCUUUCCAUCUGCCGAAUCCGAAUCCCAAGGUUGCCGCCAACACGAACCGCCGCCUGCUGGCCAGCGCGAAAGAGCAGCCGGCCUUGCACAUCAAUUCGUCGCUGCGCAAGCGCCCACCUCCCGAGCACGACCUCGAGACCAACGCGUCCAAGAGAGCAAGAUUAACGACCGGAAUUGCCGUCGAGAUCCCGGCGAAGCCGCCGGUGUACACCCGGUUCUCGAACAAGCCGGCCGACGCGAAACCAGCAGCUCCUCCUCCGCCUCCGAAACACGCUGCCGCUCGUCCCAGCAACCCGCCAGCGGGCCGCCGCGCCGCCCCUCAUAACAGCACCGAUGACAGCCCCAAGACCGCCCCUGCCUCCGCUCGUGGCGCCCGGCAGCAGCCAGGAGUCACAAAACACCGAGAGAAGGUUGCCAAUGGCCUGAAACACGAGCUUAAUAAGUUGCAGCCGACUGCGGCGGACACCAGGGGGCAGGGCCGCAAGCUGCGGUCGCAGGAGGCCAUCCGCUUCAAGAGCGAGCUGUCGGCCUACUUCCCCGAGUACGACGAAGUGAUUGGCAACGACCCGAAAGAAACUCACAUCCUCAAUCUCGACACGCCCAUCAUUAUUACCUUAGAUGGCGCUCCCCCACCAAGCAGCAGCGCAAAGAACGCCAACCGUGCCGACACAGCAAGCUAUCCAGUCCGUAGCUACGGCGACGCACUUUAUACAGACCUCUUCGACGCGCAACGCAUCGACUUUAGCUUCCUCAACACGAACUCCAAUUCCAACCCCAGCCACAACCACAACAACAAGAAGUCCAACCCGAGAUCCUCUUCCCCCGCACCCUCCCUCUCGUCCUCCGACCCGCUCCCCGACAGCCUCUUCAUCCCAGCGCACAAGAAAGCCGAGCGGCUGGAGCGCUCGAUCCGCAACUCGGAGAAGGGCCGGGCGCAGCACGAGCGCGACCAGAUCAUCCGGCUGCUGGACGGGCUGCAGGGGCCGGACUGGCUGCGCGUGAUGGGCGUCAGCGGCAUCACGGAGAGCAAGAAGCGGCAGUUCGAGCCGGCGCGCGCCCACUUCGUGCGCGGCUGCGAGGCCAUCCUCGACAAGUUCCGCCGCUGGGCCGCCGAGGAGAAGAGGCGCCGGGUCGAGGCCGCCGCGGGCAGGCGGGCGGCGCAGAGGGAGGGGGCUGCCGGGGAAAGGGAGGAGGGAGGGGAGCAGCAGCAGGAGGAGGAGAAGAGUGCUGCUAGUGAGGAAGCGGAGGAUGAAAGAGAGGAAGGGGAAGAGGAAGUCGCUGAUAGCGAGGAGGACGGCGAUGAAGAGGAGGAGGAUGAGGAGGGGGGUGGCGGAGAUGAAGAUGACGACGAGGCAGGCCCAGAUCCAGAAGGCGACCCGCCCGACGACAGCGACGUCGACAGGAAAAUCGCAAAGCAGCUCCGCGAAGAGGCGCUAGCGGCGGCGGCCGCUGCACGUCAGAGGAAGAAGAGAUCCACAGCAAAGCGGGGAGCGGCGCAGCGCAGGGCAGCGGCACCGCCGUCCCGCCGCCGGCUAUCCGCCGCCAAGUUGCCGCCGGAGGAAGCGCCCCGGGAGUUCACGUCCUUCUUUGCGAAGCGCUACCAGCGCGAGGCGGCGCUGAGCAAAACCCGGCGGCGGGGCCGCACGGUGCUGGCGUGGGGCCACCCCGUGCCGGAGCCCCCCGAGGCCGAGUUCGAGUUGCCGGCCGAGCUGCGGGACGAAGAGACCCUGCGGUCGCACGCGCGGCGGAAGCGGAGGGAUAGGCGGCUGAGACGCUGAACUGAACCAGUCGGGUUAUUUUUGUGUUCAAACGAAAGGUAGCAUUGGGCCUGGUGUCUGGGAGCGGAGGUGCUUUGUGUGCAUGGAAUCUAGGGGUCAUCAUCUUAGCGGGCUGUUGUGCGACAGGGGAGAGAAACCGGAUAGGAAGGGAAGGGAAAGGAAGGGAGCAAUUGCAUU